AUGGCGGCAACGCAGGUGUUACAGUUGCUCUUACUUGACCAGCGACUUGCCAACGAUGAUCUUCAGGAGAUAGUUGCUGACGAUACAGGAUCUCGUUUGGAGGCCUACCUGCAUAGCCGGUCGCUGCAAGCAGAGGAUCGCUGGUUGGCGCCGACGGUUACGGAGCUGAGGGCUGCAGUGCUUCAGCUUGCGAAACAGGGUUACCUAGACCACAGCCGGAGUAUCAGGCUUAGCAAGCACGAUGGUUGGACACGCCCACCCGCUGCGCAGACCGCCAAGCAGUCCACACAACCGGCACCUGGGUCCACUGUCGGAGCCCCACCAAGCCCCUCAGCCUUCCCCGCCCUGCCUGCCGCAUCUCGUCCGCCGGUCUCCACACCCACCGCUGCCACCCCGACCACAUCUUGGGCUACCUCUGUCACGGCAUCUGCAGCCGCAGCCCCCGCGUCCUCAGGUGCCGCCGCCAUGGCAGCACCAUCCCCUGGAACCCUCUCCGGGCCCUCAACCGCGGCGCCGACACCCAGCGGCGGCGGGGCUGGGAGACUUCAGGGAGCAUGGGCACAGGGUCCCUUAGCCGCCAUGAGUCAUAAAAAGCAAGCCGCGCUUGAUGAGCGGAUGCGGGGCCGUACGCCGCCCGUGCCGUCGCCUGCCGGCGGCUCUUGGGCGGCGGGCAGUCCGUCAGCAUCCGUGGGUAGCACUGGCAGCGCGCAUGCAGGCGGCGGUGGGCGAGGCGGCCGCAACGGCGGCCCUCGGCACCACAACACGCCCGCUGAGUCAGGCCAUGGACGUGUAGGACAGCAGGGGGCAGCCCAAAACGGAACGGUCUCAUUGAGCGGCGGCGGUGGGGGAAACAUGGGUUCCGUCGCUGCGAGUGGCCGGAGUGGUCCUUCUUCUGGUGUCACCGGACAUCCACCCAACGCAAUGCCCAAUGGGCACCAUCACCAGCCGCCCAGGCCAACCAGUGGCCCUCCAACGCACCAGGCAUCACCGGCCGCCCAGCAGCCCCAUGCGCACGCACACGGACAGGCGCAGAGCUGCGUCAAACGUAUUGUUCCAAUGCCAAUCCAGCAGCAGGCGGCAUCCGGGCCGGUCGCCUGGCAGUCCCCAGGCAAUGGCCUGACCCUGGGUCCGCCGGUAGCCACUGAGGGCGUUAGCCCCCAGGUCAGCGCUGGUGCUGCCGCCGCCGCAGCGAACCCAUGGGGUGUGCCACCGGUCCACACGUCGAAGCAGCAGCAGCAACAGCAGCAACGCCAUACCAGCCAACAACGCCAUAAGCAGCAGCAGCUGGUGGGGGCCGCUGCCACAGCACCAGCAGCUGCUACUGCCAAGGGAGGGUCUGCCGCCGCAGCCGGCGGCCCACUGGUGGAAGCGUCAGUUGACCCAGAUCCCGUUACGCCUUGCAGCGCCAUUGUAUCUUGCUCCAGCCUCGCACCCAUGUCCGACGCCGCGGUGACGCCGCCGCCCUGCUCCUCUCUUCAACCAACUGCCAACCAUCAGCAGCAGCGGCACCACCACGACCCCAUCACCCCUGCCGCGCAAAUUGUACCUGCGGUGAGCGACGGCUCGCUGAGCCAGCACGGCAGCGCGGCCGUGGACUUCUAUCGUGCUCGGUACUGCAGUCCUCCGUCGGUCACGUCGUACCCGGAGGGCCGGCCGCCGACGGGGCCGGCCCGUCCGGCCCCCGGUGCCCCGGUUGCCUUAACCUACGUGGAGCAGAGCCCGGCUGGUGGCUCCGAAACCACGACGGCUGCUGCUAAUCGCGUGGGCGGGCAUGCUGGUGGUAAAACGGAGCCGCAAGCCGGUUCUGGUUUGGUAACGGCGGCGCCUGGGCCACCUGCUGGUCUGGGGCCCGUGUGGGGACCCGCGCACGAACGCCUGGCCCGGCUGCAUGCCUGGGUGCUGUGCUCUGGUUCGGUUGCCUGUUUGCAAGAUGAGGUUUCGGAGCUGCUGUACUUGCUCGCCUGUCCGCCUGAGGUUCUCUUGGCUGCGGAUACCGACGGUGGAGCCGCCGCCAAGGCUUCCGCUGCCACCGCCGCGGCGGUGGGUACAUCCGCGGCAGGUGCACGGUCCGCUGACGGCCGCACGGAGCUCAACUGGCCGUUACAUGUCGCCUUGCAGUACAGCUGCGCAGUGCUGUCCCGCUGCGGCGGCCUGCUAUCCGGGCUGGGUCACAGGCUGCUGGCGGCGGUUGCGAAUUGCGCGGCCGCCAGGCUGGCGGCGCCGGCGCUGGCAGCGGCAGCCGAUGCGGCGGCGCAGCGCCGGGAGCGCAGCUUCGCGCGUAGUCGAGCAGUGGAUGCGCUGGGAGGACAGCGGCUUCUGCUGGUGGGCCCUAUGUUGCAGUCGGGUAAUGACAUGGCCUCUGGGAAGUCGCGGAGCCAGGAGCAGCAGCGCCGAGUCAGCAACAGGGAGCGCUGCAGGGACAUGUUCUUUGCGGUGGUACGGCAGGCCGCGGCUCUCAUCAGCCGCGGAGGCGACACCGGCGGCCUACCGGAGCAACCCUACGCGCAUGCACCCGGUACACCAACGGCGGCAGCUGCCGGAGGAGGCGGAGGUCGGGGCUCCUUGGCUGAGUGGUUGGUGCCGCUGCGGUCGCAGUGUCUGGAUGUAUUGCAGUCGCUGCACCCGGACAACCUGCCUUUCUUCGCGGAGUUGUUCACGGGGUGUGUGUUGCAAGCGGUUGCAACUGGUGAGAGCUUGGUGGAGGGCGACCUGGCUAACUUGGCUUCCCGCAACCCAUCCAAGUUCCAGCGCCUGAAUCAGAGGAUGCAGCAGGCGCCGGGACAAGUCCUGCCGCAGCAGUCAACACCCUACCACUCGGGGGCUCGUGGGGCGCGGACGCCAAACGGUUACACCGACAGUAGUGGUUUCGGGGCGGGCGGCGGCGGUGGCCGCGUGCAUGGUGGUGGUGGUGGCGGUACUCCAGGGCCGCACAGCAGCACCAGCAGCUAUGGCGGCGGCGGCGGAGGGUUCAGCCAUCGCGGCGGCGGCAGCGGUGCAGCCGGAGGUAGCGGCCUUCCUGCAGGCGCAAGCGCGUACGGCAGCGGGUCAGGGGGCUACGGCGCAUUAACGGCGGGAAGCGUCGGCGCCGCUGGGCUCAGCGGGGGCGCGUAUGGCGGACCUGAGGGCGGCGGCGGUGGUGGCGGCGGGCCGCAGCCGCAAUCGCAACCGCGCGACGCUUUCGCCGUAAUGGCACGCUGUGCAGCGAUGUUGCAACGGCUGUCGUACUUCCCGCCGCCGCAGCGGCCGUACAUCUUUUUCCUUGAGGCUGCGGAUAACCAGUCGCUGAUAUCAGCAGUAUCGCGUCACAUGGCAGGAGUCCUACAGGCCAUGCUGCUGAAGGCGCUUGGCGUCUCGACAGCAGCGGCCGCAAUGCAGGCCCAGGUGAACGGUGGCGGCGGCUGCGGCGCCAUAGAGCCCUCAUCAGCCGCGACGGUUGGGCCCCUCGGCGAUCACGUAGUCGCUUCGGGAACCUUGGCAUCAUACCUAGCCUACCUCAGCGUUGUACACGGUGCCGUACGGUACGGCGUCGCGUUGCCGCGGCCUGCGCUGGUCGCAGCGCGAAGAGGGAACAGCGGCGGUGGCAGCGGCGGGGACAUGGCAGGUUGCGGCCAGAUGCUGCACUCGUUCUCGCCGCCGUCGCUGCAGACACCACGUCAUCCACCGCUGGAUGUGCUACAACUGCUGCAAGUCGCUGAGGAGCGCGGGGUGCUCGUACAUGUUGUACCGUGCGUUGCGCAGUACCUGUACAUCAUCACGAAUGGCGCACGCAUUGCUGCGGGGACUGCUCUCGACGGCGGCCAGCCACCGCAGCAGGCGACGGCGGCUGACGGUGGCGACGCCGCCGGCACUGGCGUGGCAGACGCCGCUGCCUUACAGCUGCCUUAUUUACACGCCAUUUCAGCGCGGCUGCGGCGGUUGAUUGCGUGUCGGGCCUUGCAGCCCCAGCAGCCUGGCUUCUGCGCGGCGGCGCUCUGCCUCCGCAGCGCUGCUGAGGAGGCCUUGUCUCAUGUGGCCGCGGCCGUGGCGGCGGCGGCGGAAGCAGCGGCGGCCGACGGCAGGGCCUCUGCAGCCCUACCCUACGACGACGAAGUCUGUUGCUCGUCGCAGCGGUCGCCUAGGGGCUCCGAAACCGGCACUGGGAGUCGAAACGACAAGGACGGAGCUGAGUGGGACGCACGGCUGGCGCGCAGCCUCCAGGAGAAUGACGGUCUGGUGGACUCCCGGUUACUGGAGCUGUGUUGUCCAGCCAUUGAGGCGGCAUCAAGGGUUUUGCAGCGGGCUGCUGCAGCUGCCGCAAAGCUGCUACAGCACCACCCGUCCGCUGGUGGCGACGGCGGAGCGGCGGCCGCGGCGGCGGCGGCAGCGGCGGCAGGUUCUCCCAGCGCCGCCGGUGCAGAGUCUCGGCCAUUAAUGCCGAGGCGGGUACCGCCCGCCGCGCUUGUGAGGCUUGGGGCGGCGGCGGGCGGUGGCGGCGGCGGCGCCGCUGCCGCAGCGGCGGCGGUAGCCAUCCCAGAGAGUGUCGCGGCGGUGCUGAGCGCUCCAGGGCCCAGCCCGCUGCAGCAAGCCCUGGCCCAGGCGCUGCUGGGGCAGUACAGUACGGGAGAACAUGCCGUACCCAUGCGUGACGUGGUAUCGUACGUGACAGGGGUCCUGGCAGUCAACGGCGCGGCAGCGGCGCUGGAGUUGAUCGUUCCGCAAGUGGCUUCAGAGCAUCUGACACGACUGGCGGAUGCGGUACGGCCGGUACUGCAGGAACGAGUACGACGGUGGCAGGAGGACGCGGCUGCAGCAGCAGCGUCGGCUAGGGCCACGGCAGCUGACGACCAAAAGCGGUCCAAGGACGCAGCGAGCAGCGUUGAAGCGGCGGACGAAGGGUUGACGGCAGUAGCAGCGGCGGCGGCGGCGGCGCUGCCGCUGCUACUGCCGAUUCAUGAGGCCGUGGCAGCGGCGGCGAAACUGGCAGACGCGGCCACCUCUGCCGCCAUCGCUGGCAGCUUGGAAGCCGCGCUGCCAGCUGUACGGCGCCAGCUUCGGGAAAAUGCGUUGCGGUCGCUGCAGGCGUUGCUGCCGGGUACCGUACCAGGGGAGGCCGUUGCCGCAGCCGCGGUGCUGGCAGCCCAGUCAGCGGAGGUGGCCUGCCUGCAGCGCCUCGUCGCACACGUGCCGACUGCCGUACGUAGCCACAUGGACGAGCAGUGUACGGCCCCGGUCAAGGAAGCGCUGGAUGUGCUUGAUGGCAGGACGGGGUGUUGCGCAGCACGGGCGACUGUAGCUACCCCGAUACUACAGGCCGUCCCGAUGGCCAGGUUGACGACGGCGCGGGAUGACGCUUCUGUAGGUAUCGGUACUACGGCGACGGCGGCGGCGCCGUCGCCUGGCAGCGCCGCCAGGGCUGCAGCCAUCGGCUCCUCGGGCGCGCCGCAGCUGUGUCUUUCGACGGGGCCGGCGGCGGCGGUGGUGGUGGCCGCAACUCUCCCCCACAGUGGCCGUAGUACGGAUCUCGGUUCCGAGGAAUGCCAUGGGACUUGUGAGGACGUGGAUAAGGCGGCCGCUGAGGCUGGUCGCCGGCUGAGUGAUGUAAUCAUAGAGCUGGCUCGUCGUCCCACCGACCCGCCGUUGGAAGAAGUCGUACACCUGACGGCGCAGUGCGUUGGCCGGGCGGUGGCAUUGCGGCUGCAGUCGCUGCCGACGCAGCUGCCGUCGUCGUCGUCGUCGUCGCCGGCCGGCGGCGACACCAGCGGCAGCGGUACAGCUGAUUCUGACUGGUUGAACGGCUCCGCGGCGGCCACUGCAGCAGCUGCUGCACAGCAUUUGUACAGCGCAGUCCGCGGCGGGGAGCUGAGCGCACCCAGCUUGGAGCGGCUGCUUGUCCGUUGCCUUCGUGCUGCUUGCGCUACGAUGACCGCUUGCGGCUCCACCGCACCGUCUUGGGUUGCCAGGCCGCCAACAGCGGUGUCACAGCAGUUGCCGCCGCCGCCGCCACAGCACAUCACCGCCGGCGCUGCCGCCGCCGCUGCGAUGACGGUCACGGCAGAGCUCGACAGCGGCGCCUCCAUCCUUGCCCUUCUCGCGGAGGUCUCACUGGGUAUCGUACAGCGCAACGCCGACGACUCUCGCAACUGGACCGACGUGGUGUGGCAGCCGCUGCCGGCGGUGCCGCUGGAAGAAUACGAACAAGACUCCGAAUCGGAGGACGCCGCGCCGCCGCCAAGCGAAUCCGAAUUGGGUUCCGGAUCUGGCCCAUCCGCUUCAGAGUGCAUCUCCGCCACAACCGCCUCCGCAUCCUCCAGCUCCACCUCUUGCCCAGCGGCCGCGGCGACAGCCGCCGCCGCCGCCGCCGCCUUGGCGGCGCGCUGCGCCGGCCUGCCGCCCAUGCUUGCCAAUCUGUAUCACCAAUUGGCGGCCUACGCUCGCAACGUGGAGAGCCUCCGCAUGCUGCGUGCCCUGCGGCUGGCAUUGCAGCGCAUUACGAUGGGCCAUCUGACUUGUCUGGAUGGCGGUAGAUGUCCCCGGGAAGGGCCCCCGGCCUGA
Molecule: messenger RNA, 6531 nt
Organism: Volvox carteri f. nagariensis
Lineage: Eukaryota; Viridiplantae; Chlorophyta; Chlorophyceae; Chlamydomonadales; Volvocaceae
Exons: 16
Coding region: 1-6531 (2176 amino acids)
Biological process (GO): chromatin organization
Cellular component (GO): nucleus
Source: RefSeq, a predicted model, not a curated record